Molecule: messenger RNA, 2128 nt
Organism: Coffea arabica (coffee)
Lineage: Eukaryota; Viridiplantae; Streptophyta; Magnoliopsida; Gentianales; Rubiaceae
Source: RefSeq, a predicted model, not a curated record
GACCGAUAGAAUGGGAGUUUGAAUCCCCGUUCUCUCUAGUUCGCCUAGUUUAAGAAGAGUUUCGGUUAGGAGCAUGGGAUUCAGGAAUGAGUAUCGAAAUAAGUGACACCCGUAUAGUUGGGGGAGUGGAGCAGAAUUGAGCCAACAUAUUUCAGAAACGGAAAAAAAAUGAAGAACGAAGCUCAUCCCAAUUCCAGAGCCAAACAUGCAGAGGAAGGGGAGGACUUAUUAUGAUUACCUUGGCGAAUGGCGAUUGGAUUCCCGAAUGAACCAAACGGCCUGUAUUCUACAGUGUUGGUUCUGGACAAGCCGCGUUUUAUUCUUGAAACUGUGACUGGGAUCCCGGGUUCACAUCACUCAUACUUUUGAUCUCUCUGGGAUUUCCUUGUGACUUUUAAGUUCUGGUGCUUAUUUGCCACAAGCAGAGACUGCCGCUACAAGCUGUUUUUGGCAAUUAUCCCAGCCAAUUCAAUUUUUGAUGUGUAAGAUGGGAAAUUCUGGACGCAGUUUGAUUGUCAGAAGGCCAAAUGAAACCAUGAUAAUUCUAGUUGCCGUAUUUGUUGGAUCGGUUUUUGGGUUCUUAAUUGGAGUCUCACUCCCAAAACUUUCAUUUACCAAGCUAAAUAUCACAUCCAGCCUUAUUUGCGAAUUUUCAGAUGUUGGGAACAAAAUUAGAAGUAAUUCUAGCCAAAUCUGUGGAGAUGCUUUGUCUCCCCUCAUUGAGAGUGAAAACAAUUCACGUAGAAGUCAAAACAUGAGUGAUCUACAAAAGAUGUGGGUCCCCUCAAAUCCAAAAGGUGCAGAAACAUUACCUCCAGGCAUUCUCGCCAUUGAGUCAGACUUCUUUCCUCGUAGGUUAUCCGGCAAACCUAGUGAAGACCUAACCCACAUACCGAAAUAUCUGGUGAGCUUCACUGUCGGCUAUGAUCAGAAGAAUAAUAUUGAUGCAGCUGUGAAAAAGUUUUCAGAUAACUUUACUGUACUUCUGUUCCAUUAUGAUGGCAAAACAAGUGAAUGGGAUGAGUUUGAGUGGUCUAAGCGGGCUAUCCAUGUCAGUGUUCCUAAACAGACAAAAUGGUGGUAUGCCAAAAGAUUUUUGCACCCCAGUAUUGUUGCACCCUAUGAAUACAUAUUUAUAUGGGAUGAGGACCUUGGAGUUGAACAUUUCAAUGCCGAAGAAUAUAUAAAACUUGUUAAGAAGCAUGGAUUGGAAAUUUCGCAGCCCGCUUUGGAGCCUACUGGAGUUUUAACUUGGCAGCUGACAAAGAGAAGAGAAGAUCGCGAAGUGCACAAAGAAACAACGGAGAGACCGGGAUGGUGCUCUGAUCCCCAUCUCCCUCCGUGUGCAGCAUUUGUGGAAAUCAUGGCUCCCGUCUUUACUCGAGACGCAUGGCGCUGCGUGUGGCAUAUGAUUCAGAAUGACCUGGUCCAUGGUUGGGGCAUUGAUUUUGGGGUCCAAAAAUGUGUCGAGCCUGCUCAUGAGAAAAUUGGAAUUGUUGAUGCUCAGUGGAUUGUUCACCAAUCCGUUCCUUCACUAGGGAACCAGGGUGAGUCUGAGAAUGGCCAAGCUGCUUGGAGAGGGGUACGAGAGAGGUGUCAAAGAGAAUGGUCCAUGUUCUCGAGAAGGAUGGAGAAUGCGGAGAAAGCAUACUACAAGGAUAAAGGAAUUGAUCCUUCCAAUUUCACAAAAUCUCGGCACUAAAGCAACAAGUCAAACAACUGAAUUCAUUAACACUCUACUUCUUCUUGUAUUGCUAUGCCUUAUUCGCCAACUGUCAUUGAUGCUACUAUACCAUUCGCUGGGUACUGAAAUCAAGAACUUUCUGCAAUUAAUUUUAAGGUCCUGGCACUGAAAGUGCCAUAUGUAAGCAUAUUAUUAGAAGAGCAAAAGGGUCCAGGAUACGUGGUGGUCUCCUCUGACUUCCACUUCCUGAGUUCCUGAUUCCAACUGCAAGCAAAAGAGCACCGAGUCUCGAUCGGUACAUAGAUAUAACUCGUCCGAAGGUGGGAUUCUUGAAUGCCAUCGACUACUAGUUAAUUAAUGUUGUACGGUGCUGAACAAAUUGCUUGCUUUCUUUGCCUUCAACAAUCUCUGCUGCCAUCUUUGAAUUUGAUUUUCCGUUUCAAC